CUAAGCGAUUGUGGUGUUCUGUUCUUCGGUGUAAUAACGAACACAGCAGUCAUUUUGAUGUUCCUAAAUCUGAACCGCUGAAGACGCAGUGGCUGAGUUUUGUUUACGAUGGGAAUAUUCCCCACGAGCAACGUCAAUGCGCUCAUGUUUGCGCGAAUCAUUUUUCACCAGACUGCUUUAUAAACGAGGGUCAGUAUAAAGCUGGUUUUGCUAAGAAGCUGCUUCUGAAAAAACAUUCGGUACCAACUAUUUAUAUUCCCACUGCACCUCCAGAAGAAAUGUUCAUCAUGAGAGAGCAGGUGGAUGUGAUCUGCUGUAAAUCAGUAGGAACUGAUCUGUCCAUGCUGGAUAUUGAUGAUUUCAUCACAGAAAUCUCUCAGCUGAAGAAAGAGGUGACGUCACUGAAGACAAAACUGAAGGAGAGAGAACUGUAUUCAUCCUGCACCUGUUUUGAGCGAGUUAAAGUUGAGAUUGAGCUGGAAAAGGUUUCCUGUCAAUCUUCAGUGUGUGUGACUGAUGGGACCUCCACAGAAUGUCAGGAUUCAGUGUGGAGCGGCAGAGAUCAGUCCACACCACAGCAGCUGCUGGACAAACUCUCUGAACAGAGAUCCAGAGACACACAGGACUCACAGCUCACUUUACUCUGUUCUACUGAUGCUCAGGAGAGUGUGUGUGACAGUAAUCAGGGUGAUCAAACCUCCACAGAGUCUCUGACUUCUGUCUGUAACGCUGGAGAACAGCAGAUGCUGCAGACACCAGUGAAGAUUGAAGUGAAGCAAGAGGAGAUAAAAGAAGAAAACACAGCAGAGGAACAAAAUACUGAUGAAGAUGAUAAUGAACAGCAGAUGCUGCAGACACCAGUGAAGAUGUGUUCAGUGAAGCUGCUGGACUGCAGAAACCUGAUGAAGAUUAGAGGAGAAACCACCACAGAGGAACAACAGCGAGAUGAAGAUAAUUUUAUUCAUUCAGAGCUGAUGGAAGAGCAAGAGGAACAUCGAGAGCUGAAUAAACUUCAGUAUCAGAAACAUGAUUUAAUGACUGGAGCAAAAUCUUUGAGUGACACAAAGACUAAGAAGAAGUUCUCACUAAAGUCUCAAAGAAGAGCAUCAAAACAUUCUUUCACCUGCUCUCAGUGUGGAAAGAGUUUUACAUGUAAAAGAGAUCUUAAUGUCCACAUGAGAAUUCAUACUGGAGAGAAGCCUUACUUGUGCCAUCAGUGUGGGAAAAGUUUUACAUAUGCACAAGAUCUCAAGAUUCAUCUCCUCCGUCACACUGGAGAAAGACCAUUUGAAUGUGAUCAGUGCGGUAAAACAUUUGUUGUGGCAGCGCACCUAAAAACACACAUUAAAACUCACACAAAUAAGAAUUCUUACAAGUGUUCUUUUUGUGGAAAGAGUUUUGCUUACCGGUCAUAUUUUAAACAGCACCAGAAAAUACAUUACAGCAUUGGUGCUCCAAUGUGCUUUGAUUGUGGGAAGACCUUUACAACAACCAGCAUCUUGAACAAGCACCAAAGAAUCCAUACUGGAGAAAAACCUUACAAGUGUUCACACUGUGAAAAGAGCUUCACUCAGUCAGAAAGCCUGAAAAAACACGAGAGAAUUCAUACUGGAGAGAAAGUUCACAAGUGUUCACACUGUGAAAAGAGCUUCACUCAGUCAGUAAACCUGAAAACACAUGAGCGAAUCCAUACUGGAGAGAAAGUUCACAAGUGUUCACACUGUGAAAAGAGCUUCACUCAGUCAGUAAACCUGAAAACACAUGAGCGAAUCCACACUGGAGAGAAACCUUACAAGUGUUCACACUGUGAAAAGAGUUUCACUGUGCCACAAAACCUGAAAACACACGAGAGAAUUCAUACUGGAGAGAAACCAUACAAGUGUUCACACUGUGAAAAGAGCUUCACUGUGCCACAAAGCCUGAAAACACACGAGCGAAUCCAUACUGGAGAGAAAGUUCACAAGUGUUCACACUGUGAAAAGAGCUUCACUCAGUCAGUAAACCUGAAAACACAUGAGCGAAUCCAUACUGGAGAGAAACCUUACAAGUGUUCACACUGUGAAAAGAGUUUCACUGUGCCACAAAACCUGAAAACACACGAGAGAAUUCAUACUGGAGAGAAACCAUACAAGUGUUCACACUGUGAAAAGAGUUUCACUGUGCCACAAAACCUGAAAACACACGAGAGAAUUCAUACUGGAGAGAAACCUUACAAGUGCUCACACUGUGGAAAGAGUUUCACUCAGUUAGAACAUCUGAAAAAACACGAGAGAAUUCAUACUGGAGAGAAACCAUAAAAGUGCUCUUCAAGUGGGAGGAGAUUCAGCACAGCACGUCAUGUAGUUUCUCAAAUGAAAAUGUGUUUCCCAAAGUAAUCACAGAGAGAAGGACUUCUUCAGUUACAAUGCGUCAAUUAAAUAGUAAAAAUUUCAGAUAAUCCCAAAGAUGGCAUUUAGUCCAAUAAAAACAACAACUAAGAAGAGUCAUUUGCUAAAAUCACCUGUUGUGAAGUUUGGCCUUGUUCAACAAUAAUGUCCCAAUUCCUCCAGAUAUUAAGAUGGUGAUCCGAUCACAGGUGGUCUACACCAAAUAAAGGUGGAAACGGGGUCGAGAACUCCAUACGGAUGUGAGCAAGUGAGCAUCAUCCAAAACAGUGAUGUAACAUACAAAGAGACUGAAUGUGAUUCACCGGCAUCAUGAUGACAGAUGAGGUAACAUAAUUAAAAUUACAGUUAUGAUUGUUUUAUAACAAACAUUGAGACUGUAUAUUAUAUUUGACUCCAGUGUUGCAACAGGGCUAAAACUAAGUGUGGAUAUCGGUCUUACUCUGCGAGACUGUAGUUUGAAGUAAUCACUUUUCUUUGCAUGAUACAUUGACUGCAUUUAUACGAUAGCGUAUGUCAGUGUUGGCUAGCUAACCAGCUUUAUCAAUAUCUGUUAGCUAAAUUUGGUGGAUGAUGACAGUAACAGUUUAUAAAAUAGACUGUACAUUUAGAAAUAUGUUGACAAAAUUCAGUAUUAAUGCGAUUCCAUCACAACUGUAAUUUUGAUAUAUCGAUGCGCUGUUGUUUUAUAAUAAUAGAAUGUAUAUAUUUUCUGUAUAACCAAGUUACGUUACAGUAAUGAAU
Xyrauchen texanus (razorback sucker) is the source of this 3128-nucleotide messenger RNA. RefSeq names its product zinc finger protein 883-like. Gene Ontology annotation, biological process: negative regulation of transcription by RNA polymerase II. The record is from RefSeq and is a predicted model, not a curated record. NCBI's taxonomy places the organism in Eukaryota, Metazoa, Chordata, Actinopteri, Cypriniformes, Catostomidae. Gene Ontology annotation, molecular function: RNA polymerase II cis-regulatory region sequence-specific DNA binding; DNA-binding transcription repressor activity, RNA polymerase II-specific. The coding region runs from base 279 to 2297 and encodes 672 amino acids. The transcript is spliced from 4 exons.